AUGGCUUGGCAAGCCCCGGCUUUCCGCUUAAAGGCCAGGGUCAUCUGCGACAACUUGUUGCAACAGCUUGAUCAUGGGCAUCUUCGGAAAACGGGCAGGGUUACCAGAGUCCAUCACUUCCGGAGUGCGAAGAAUCGUGCAAAGUUUCGUUGGGUUUUUGCAGUGCACAAUAACAGGUUCUUCACUUUGCGAGCUGUUCAGGAGGCACUUCGCUUGAUGUUCCGAGAAAACCCAGCACUGGAGAUCCCGAAUGUUCCGGGGUUGACCUUUAGUGAGUGGUGCAAGCAAGAAGCCGACACGUUGCAGAAGUUGCUGUGCAAAGCCCGUCGCUCCAUCGCCAUGGACAACGAGGACACGCAGAUGCCGGAGGACCCUUGGGCAUGCACGGAAAUGUUCAGAUUGAGACACUUGUAA
Molecule: messenger RNA, 414 nt
Organism: Symbiodinium sp. CCMP2592
Lineage: Eukaryota; Dinophyceae; Suessiales; Symbiodiniaceae
Source: the annotation of a GenBank genome assembly